Pneumocystis jirovecii RU7 is the source of this 213-nucleotide messenger RNA. RefSeq lists its product as uncharacterized. The record is from RefSeq and is a predicted model, not a curated record. Gene Ontology annotation, biological process: protein-RNA complex assembly; translation. The transcript is spliced from 4 exons. Gene Ontology annotation, molecular function: structural constituent of ribosome. Bases 1 to 213 code for a protein of 70 amino acids. Gene Ontology annotation, cellular component: cytosolic large ribosomal subunit; ribosome. Lineage: Eukaryota; Fungi; Ascomycota; Pneumocystomycetes; Pneumocystales; Pneumocystaceae.
AUGACGGAUAAGCCAAAGCAAAUUCAAGAUAUUAAGCUUUUUCUUGAAAUUGCAAGAAGAAAGGAUGCAAAGUCAACCCGUAUUGUUAAAACGAGAGCUCAAGUUAAAUUUAAAGUCAGAUGCAGCAGAUAUGUUUAUACACUUGUAGUAAACGAUCAUGAAAAAGCAGAAAAGCUGAAGCAAAGUUUGCCACCUAAUCUUCCUAUUGUUUAA